Messenger RNA from Adineta steineri, 2295 nucleotides. The record is from the annotation of a GenBank genome assembly. NCBI's taxonomy places the organism in Eukaryota, Metazoa, Rotifera, Eurotatoria, Adinetida, Adinetidae.
AUGGUUCAGGGGGAGUCAAAAAUUUGUCACCCCCUGAAACCAGUCUUUACUCAUCAGUCAUUAACAUUUAUUUGCCAACAUUUACGUCUUAUUGAUAGUGGACAACAUUCGAAUUUAAGUGCAAGUAUUUAUUUAUGUUUAGCAGAAUUAUGUGCUACAUUAAAAGUUUAUUCGAUUGCCGAAUUACCAUCAUUUAUGCCACAUGUUCUACAAACUUAUCAGUCAGAUAAUAUUCUUAGAAAUGAAUUACUUCUUACAAGUGUUAUUGCAUGUCUAUCAAAAUUAGUUCGAACUCUAUGCAAUUAUCUUACUCCAUAUCUUCCAUCUAUUAUCAAACGAACAUGUACAUUACUGACACAUCCAUCAGCACUUAAUGAUCAACGUUUACGAACAAUGUGGUCUCAUAUAGCAUUACAUGUUCCACAUCGUUUAUUAUUUCCUAUAUUAUAUGAUGUUAUUGAUAAAAAUGAAUUUCAAUUAAAUGAUCUUGAACCAUUAAUGACAUUAUUAAAACAAUCAUUAUCUAUAGCAACAUUAGAUGAUUUAAGUAAUAAUUAUACAUUAUUAAAACAAUUAUUUCUUAAAUUAUUUACUUUACGAACAUCACAUAUAAAAAAAAUGUCACCAAAUCAAAUGAAUAUUUACGAAGAUUAUGUAUUUGAUUGUUUUGCUGAAUUAGUUAUGCGUUUAUCAGAAGAAACAUUUCGUCCAUUAUUUUAUACAAUUUAUGAAUGGGCAGUUUAUAAUGAACCACCAUCAGAAUAUACAUUAACAUUUUAUCGUUUAACAUAUAUACUCUCUAAAAAAUUAAAAGGUUUAUUUACAUUAUUUGCUGGUCAUAUUAUUCAGCAUUCAGCAAAUAUUCUGAACCAAUUAAAUUCAUCUAAAUCUGGAGAAAGUUCAAAUGAAUUUAAAAUAAAUUUUCGAAAAAAACAUGUUGAAGAAAAUCAAUUUGAAUUAAUUAAUGGAAUAUUAGGUACAAUAUCAAAUUUAUGUUUAUUUGAUAGUGUAGGAUUUAUAACCGAUGAGCGUUUUCAAUUACUUAUGAUGCCCAUUGUUGAUCAGAUGGAAAAUUUAACAUCGAAUGAGAAUUACUCUCAAUGGAUACAACAGUAUGUAUCACCAUGUAUUGUUAACUUAACAUCUGCCACAAAAGAAGAAGCAUUAUGGCGCCAAAUACAUUACCAAAUAUUAUUAAAAACAAGAUCAGAUUUAUCGAAAGUUCGUCUAGCAACCUUACAUGUUGUACAAGACCUUUCAAGAAAAUUAGGAAUGAAUUAUCAAGGUCUUUUGCCAGAAGCCAUACCAUUCAUGGCAGAAUUAAUGGAAGAUCCAAAUGAUGAAGUAGAAAAAACAUGUCAUCGCGUUAUCAUCGAUAUGGAAUCGACAUUAGCAGAAAUUCAAGCAAAAAAGAAUACAUUUCAACAAUACGCAAUUACUGUUGCUGGAGGAAAUGAAGCAGGACACAAAUUAAAUCAACUCUCUCAGCCUCGUGGGAUCUUUAUUGAUACUGAUAAAUCAGUUUAUAUUGCUGAUUUUCUUAAUGAUCGUAUUGUCAAAUGGAAAUUGAAUUCAUAUAAUGGUCAAAUCAUUGUAGGUGGGAAUCAAUAUAAUCAAUUGAAUCAUCCAACAGAUAUCAUUUUUGAUAACAAAAACAAUUCUUUUAUUAUUUCUGAUAACACGAAUAAACAAGUAAUUCGAUAUUUUGAUAAAAAUCAAACAAACCAACAAAUUCUAGUUUCAAAUAUUAAUUGUUCUGGUCUGACAAUCGAUAAAAAUGGAUCUAUUUAUGUUUCUGAUUGUGAGAACAAUGAAGUAAGACGAUGGAAGCAAGGAGAUAAAAAAGGUGAAUUAGUUGCAGGUGGAAAUGGUAAAGGAAACCAUCUUAAUCAACUCAGUUUCCCUACUAAUAUCUUUAUUGACGAAGAUUAUUCUCUAUAUAUAUCAGAUUCUUCGAAUCAUCGUGUAAUGAAAUGGAAAAAAGAUGCAAAAGAAGGAAUUGUUGUUGCUGGUGGAAAUAGUAGAGGAAAUAGUCUUAAACAAUUGGCUAAUGUUGAAGGAGUGAUUGUUGAUCGUUUGGGUAAAAUCUAUGUGGCAGAUUAUUGGAAUCAUCGAGUAAUGCGUUGGUGUGAAGGAGAUAAAGAAGGUGAAAUUGUUGUUGGUGGAAAUGGUGAAGGAAAUCAAUCAAACCAAUUGAAUGGUCCCAUGGGAUUAUCAUUUGAUAAUGAAGAAAAUCUGUAUGUUGUUGAUCGUUACAAUCAUCGAAUCCAAAAAUAUGAAAAAAUUUUAAAUUAA